Molecule: messenger RNA, 2142 nt
Organism: Sinocyclocheilus anshuiensis
Lineage: Eukaryota; Metazoa; Chordata; Actinopteri; Cypriniformes; Cyprinidae
Gene: farsa
Product: phenylalanyl-tRNA synthetase subunit alpha
Exons: 14
Coding region: 41-1558 (505 amino acids)
Biological process (GO): phenylalanyl-tRNA aminoacylation
Cellular component (GO): phenylalanine-tRNA ligase complex; cytosol; cytoplasm
Molecular function (GO): phenylalanine-tRNA ligase activity; ATP binding; tRNA binding
Source: RefSeq, a predicted model, not a curated record
UCAUGUCCGUUUCCCCGUCCGAGCGCAAGGCGACUCCAGCAUGGCUGACACCGGGCUUUUGGAAUCACUCUUACGGCUGCUGGAGAAGGUGGACGGCGGCACUGACAGCCAGGAUGUGGCAGCCGAUCUCGGGGUGGAUCAUCAGGUGAUCGUCGGCGCGGUGAAGAGCCUGCAGGCGCUGGGAGAGGUGAUCUCGACAGAGCAGAAGUCCUCCAAACACUGGGAGCUGACAGGAGAGGGCCGUGAGAUCGCAGAGCAGGGCAGUCAUGAAGCCCGAGUGUUCAACGCCAUCCCGGACGAGGGUCUGCCGCAGAAUGGACUCAUGAAAAUGCCGAGCGGGAAAGUUGGUUUCAGCAAAGCCAUGUCUAACAAAUGGAUCCGUCUGGAUAAAGCUCACGAGGGAGGACCACGAGUCUUCAAAACCGUGGAAACUAUUGAGGAUACAGUAAGGGACAAACUACAGCUGGUGCAGAAGGGACAGUCGGCAAAACUGGAAGACAAAGAAAAGACUGAACUCAAGAAACGCAAACUGCUAUCUGAAGUGACGGUUAAGUCAUACUGGAUCACUAAAGGCAGCAGCUUCAGUACCACCAUCACCAAACAAGAGACAGAACUCACUCCAGAGAUGAUUGCCAGUGGCAGCUGGAAGGAGAAGAAGUUCAAGCCGUAUAAUUUCGAGGCGAUGGGUGUCGCUCCAGACUGCGGUCACCUGCACCCGCUCAUGAAGGUCCGGACGCAGUUCAGGCAGAUCUUCCUGGAGAUGGGAUUCACAGAGAUGCCCACCAAUAACUUCAUCGAGAGCUCCUUCUGGAACUUCGAUUCUCUCUCCUUCUGGAACUUCGAUUCUCUGUUCCAGCCCCAGCAGCACCCAGCUAGAGACCAGCACGACACCUUCUUCAUCUCGGACCCAGCCCUUGCUCACGAGUUUCCUCAGGACUAUUUGGAGAGAGUGAAGCAGGUUCAUUCUGAAGGAGGUUACGGAUCACAGGGAUACAAAUAUGACUGGAAGAUUGAAGAAGCUCAGAAGAACCUCCUGCGAACACACACCACGGCGGUCAGCGCUCGCAUGCUGUAUAAACUCGCACAGCAGGAGAAGUUCACACCAGUGAAGUACUUUUCCAUCGAUAGAGUUUUCCGUAAUGAAACUCUGGACGCUACACACUUGGCGGAGUUUCACCAGAUCGAGGGAGUGGUGGCCGACUACGGCCUUACACUGGGAAACCUCAUGGGCGUCCUGCACCAGUUCUUUACCAAACUAGGAAUCACAAAAUUGCGCUUCAAGCCUGCGUACAACCCCUACACCGAGCCAAGUAUGGAGGUCUUCAGCUAUCAUGAAGGUCUGAAGAAGUGGGUGGAGGUGGGUAACUCUGGGGUCUUCAGGCCUGAAAUGCUGCUGCCUAUGGGUUUGCCUGAGGGGGUGUCAGUCAUCGCCUGGGGUCUCUCCUUGGAAAGACCCACCAUGAUCAAGUACGGAAUCAACAACAUCCGAGAGCUCGUGGGCCACAAAGUGAACCUCCAGAUGGUGUACGACAGCCCAAUAUGUCGACUGGACUCUUAAAUGACCACAGCAAGGCUCAGCAUAUAGAUUGAUUUGUGCUCUCAUGACUCGUCUGCAUUGUUAUUGUCUGUUUAAGCCAUAACACACACCCUGAACUACACUUUGCUGCUCGGCAUUAGUUACGAGGGCCGUGUUGAACACGCUGACGUCAAAGCGGAGGAAAAGAGUCCUGUCUUUGCAUGAGGAGCAUGAUAUUGACCUUAUUACAACAACACCACCUGAUCUAGAAAUCCCUACUGGCCUCCACUUCACUCAAAGCACCACUUCUGUUUAUAUGUAGGUUAAUUCUUUGAUUUCUGCUCCACACACACACAAAUAUAUAUAUAUAUAUGUACACACACACACACACACACACACACACACAUACACAUAAUUUUAAUUGAUUUAUUGUCAUUUUCCACUGCCCGUUUUCAUGACAGCUCUGUAAAAACAGCCACCCAGUUUGUUCUCACAACCCAGAAUGCAAUGGAAACUACUGAAGUCCUCAUACUGUAGAAAUGUUCAAUUAAAAAUUUUCCAAAUCUACAGUUUGACUUACUAUAUGGUUGAUUAUUAUGAAACCACAAUUAAUUUAAAGCAGCACU